AUGCUGGAAACCUACUGGAACCUCACUGCUAUAGGCUAUAAUUUGGAAGACCAUCAUAUUGAAGAACAAUGUCAAACUUCUAGAAGUCAUGAAAGGCAUGAAAAAAGUUAUACUGGAGAGAAACCUUAUGAAUGUAACCAAUGUGGUAAAGGCUUUACACAACAAAGUCAUCUCCAAAUUCAUGAAAGAACACAUACUGGAGAGAAACCUUAUGAAUGUAAUCAAUGUGGUAAAGCCUUUUCAAGUCACAGUCGUCUCCAAAUACAUAAAAAAACACAUACUGGAGAGAAACCUUAUGAAUGUAAUCAAUGUGGUAAAACCUUUUCAUGUCACAGUGGUCUACAAUAUCAUAAAAGAACACAUACUGGAGAGAAACCUUAUGAAUGUAAUCAAUGUGGUAAAGCCUUUUCAAGUCACAGUGGUCUACAAUAUCAUAAAAGAACACAUACUGGAGAGAAACCUUAUGAAUGUAAUCAAUGUGGUAAAGCCUUUUCAAGUCACAGUCGUCUCCAAAUACAUAAAAAAACACAUACUGGAGAGAAACCUUAUGCAUGUAAUCAAUGUGGUAAAGCCUUUUCAUGUCACAGUGGUCUACAAUAUCAUAAAAGAACACAUACUGGAGAAAAACCUUAUGAAUGUAAUCAAUGUGGUAAAGCCUUUUCAAGUCACAGUAAUCUCCAAACACAUAAAAGAACACAUACUGGAGAAAAACCUUAUGAAUGUAAUCAAUGUGGUAAAACCUUUUCAUGUCACAGUGGUCUCCAAAUCCAUAAAAGAACACAUACUGGAGAGAAACCUUAUGAAUGUAAUCAAUGUGGUAAAGCCUUUUUAUGUCACAGUAAUCUCCAAAUACAUAAAAGAACGCAUACUGGAGAGAAACCUUAUGAAUGUAAUCAAUGUGGUAAAGCCUUUUCAUGUCACAGUGGUCUACAAUAUCAUAAAAGAACACAUACUGGAGAGAAACCUUAUGAAUGUAAUCAAUGUGUUAAAGCCUUUUCAAGUCACAGUAAUCUCCAAAUCCAUAAAAGAACACAUACUGGAGAGAAACCUUAUGAAUGUAAUCAAUGUGGUAAAGCCUUUUCAUGUCACAGUCAUCUCCAAAUACAUAAAAGAACACAUACUGGAGAAAAACCUUAUUAA
Messenger RNA from Arvicanthis niloticus (Nile rat), 1140 nucleotides. Lineage: Eukaryota; Metazoa; Chordata; Mammalia; Rodentia; Muridae. The record is from RefSeq and is a predicted model, not a curated record.